Molecule: messenger RNA, 1314 nt
Organism: Colletotrichum orchidophilum
Lineage: Eukaryota; Fungi; Ascomycota; Sordariomycetes; Glomerellales; Glomerellaceae
Exons: 2
Coding region: 1-1314 (437 amino acids)
Source: RefSeq, a predicted model, not a curated record
AUGCCCGGAAGCGUCCGAGACUGGCCAGCGUGGCCGGAGUACACCAGCAAAGAUACCCAUGAACUGAAAGACCCGGACUUCCUCAACACCAAGAAGGCCAUCAUAUCUCAGUAUGGUGGCGAGGCUCUGAGAGACAGUUGGCUUCGAGUCUGUGAACAGCUCAAGGCUGUCACCGAUGAGAUAGUCGGCAAAGGUCGUACCAUCAUUCCCGUCUUCGAUGCUUACACGCUUCUUGACAAGGGCUUCACGGAAACCGAAAGGGACGAGGUGAAGAGAGUCGGCACCUUUGUUGUUCGUGGGGUGAUUCCCAAACCAGAGGCAACUCAACAUUACGCAGACCUCAAACGCUACGUCGCCGAUAACAAACAGAAGAUCCAGGGAUGGCCAAAAGAAACCCCUUCAAUAUUGAUGCUGUACGACUCGCCGACCCAGAACACCCUUAGAUCACACCCGAAUCAACUUCAACUCCAACACCUCUUGAACCAACUGUGGCACGAUGACAACGGCGACGAUACGUACUCAGAUCCUUUGGUUUAUUACGACGGAGUACGUGACAGACCUCCGCGGCAAGAGUUCCUUGGACUUGGGCCGCAUAUCGACGCUGGGAGCCUGGCUCGUUGGGCAGAUACGGCAUACAGAGAGGUGUAUGGCAACAUCUUCUCCGGCAAACCUGAGCGACACGACCCCUACGACCUCAGCGUACGAAAAGCCGCUAAUCAAGACUUUUAUCCCGGUGUCGCUCAUUCAUCCGUCUUUCGCUCUUUCCAAGGAUGGACUGCCUUAACACGAACAGCCCCGAACGAAGGGACGCUCCUCGUCUACCCCAAUGUUGCCACUGUCGUAUCAUACAUGUUGCUGAGACCGUUCUUCAAGCCUCCGGCGGACUGUGUGGAUGUGAUGGAUGCGACUAAAUGGACUCUUGAUGAGUCUUCCAGCAACUUCCCUGGAACUUUCAAGACCCAGAGCCAACGGCUCAGUCGUUUGUCUCAUCCACACCUGAGGCUAGAAGAGUGCCUGAUCCAUGUGCCAAAGAUGGAGCCAGGUGAUACUGUUUGGUGGCACGCUGAUGUUUGCCAUGCAGUCGACCCAGUUCACGAGGGAUCAGAGAACGCAUCUGUUUUAUACAUUGCCGCAUGUCCCACCACGGCAAACAACAAGAAAUAUGUGAAGAAGCAACUUUCCGACACUCUGGCCGGAAGACCACCGCCGGAUCAGCAACAAGGAAACGACUUGAACGAAAAGACGCUGAAGGGAUACGUGGGACUGGAAGGCUUGAGCGCCGACGCAAAGCGAGCUUUUGGAUUUGGGUUGUAA